AUGAGUUCCGAUGGAGCAUUUAUGAUUGACGACGGAGAGAACAUCUUGUUAUGGUUGGGCCAAAGCGUGUCGAGUCAAUUUUUGAAUGGUGUGUUCGGCGUGGGGUCUCUGGUAGAGAUCGCCAGUGAUUUGGGUUCUGGUGCAAUAGUUAGCACUGGGGAUGAUAACUCCCUCCGACUUGUGAAUAUCAUAGAGGAAAUCAGACGGGAGCGCCGCCACUAUAUGCCGUUGGUUAUACUACCUCAAGGCCACCCACAGGAGAACAAGUUUUUCGAGAGGCUUGUGGCGGACCGAACAGCGGGCACUCAAAUUUCCUAUGAGGAGUUUAUGCAAAGGCUAGGG
Molecule: messenger RNA, 342 nt
Organism: Perkinsus marinus ATCC 50983
Lineage: Eukaryota; Perkinsozoa; Perkinsida; Perkinsidae
Exons: 4
Biological process (GO): COPII-coated vesicle cargo loading
Cellular component (GO): COPII vesicle coat; endoplasmic reticulum exit site
Molecular function (GO): SNARE binding; zinc ion binding
Source: RefSeq, a predicted model, not a curated record